This is a messenger RNA of Effrenium voratum, 794 nucleotides long. Lineage: Eukaryota; Dinophyceae; Suessiales; Symbiodiniaceae. The record is from the annotation of a GenBank genome assembly.
CUUCACGGGGAGGUCGGUUGGCUGAAUCAAACUUUUGGCCUCCCAAAGCCAUGGCGCCCAGUCGAGGGCCCUUGGAGGAGGCGAUGAAGGCGAAGCUGCGGCAGAUGCAAAGCGCCCGGGACACAGAGCUCACCGAGCUGCAGGAGCAGCUGGCCGCGAAUGUUGCCAAAGCGCAGCAGCGCCAGCAGGAGCUGACCGCAGCAGAGGCGCGGCUCCAAGAUCUCGCGGAGGUGGCGGCAGCGCGACUGUCCUCGGCCAACCAGGGUCACGAGCAGCUGCGCCACAGCGAGGCGCAGGCGGAGCAGUUGAGCAGCAAGCUCGAGCAGGCCUUUGCGGCGCAGGGCCAGCUGGAGACGGAGCUGAUGGAAGCGCAGCGGGCGCUGGAGACCGAGGCGGGCACGGCGCGGCGCUUCUGCGUGCAGGCGCAGGAUGCGGCCGCGGAGCUGCACCAGGUGGAGUUCUCCGCCGCGGAGCUGACGGAAAAAUGCAGUCUGCUGAGAGAUGAAAGGAGCGCAGACGCGCAACAGCAUCAUCAGCAGACAGAGUACCUGAGAGCGGAGCUCCAGGCCGCCCUCGCUACGGUGGAAGAGGCUGAGACCACCACUGAGUCCGCGAUACUUCAGCGCCGGGAAGCGAUGUGGGAAAGAGAGGAGCUGCGAGCUCGCGUCGAGGGUCUGAAGGCCGUCGCUGGGAAGAAGAAGUCCCAGUGUUGUGAGCUACAAUGAGGCGGAGGCAGCUUGGAUCCCGGGAUGGGCCGAUAGUUUGCUCGGUGGAUGCACUGCUUUUGGGGUGGA